Limanda limanda (common dab) is the source of this 450-nucleotide messenger RNA. RefSeq names its product nucleoside diphosphate kinase A-like. Bases 1 to 450 code for a protein of 149 amino acids. The record is from RefSeq and is a predicted model, not a curated record. The transcript has 4 exons. Gene Ontology annotation, biological process: UTP biosynthetic process; CTP biosynthetic process; regulation of apoptotic process. NCBI's taxonomy places the organism in Eukaryota, Metazoa, Chordata, Actinopteri, Pleuronectiformes, Pleuronectidae. Gene Ontology annotation, molecular function: nucleoside diphosphate kinase activity.
AUGGAACGUACUUUCAUCGCCGUGAAGCCCGAUGGCGUCCAGAGGGGCCUGUGUGGCGAGAUCAUCAAGCGCUUCGAGACCAGAGGCUUCAAGCUGGUGGCUGCCAAGUUCAUGCAGGCGUCUGAGGAUCACAUGAAGAAGCACUACCUGGACCUGAAGGACACGCCCUUCUACGCUGGACUCUGCAAAUACAUGUCCUCUGGACCCGUCUUCGCCAUGGUGUGGGAGGGGCAGAACAUCGUGAAGCUGGCCAGGAUGAUGCUGGGAGAGACCAACCCAGCUGACUCCAAACCAGGAAGCAUCCGAGGAGACCUGUGCAUCAACAUCGGCAGGAACAUCGUGCACGGCAGCGACACGGUGGACAACGCCAAGACGGAGAUCGGCCUGUGGUUCAAGGCCGAGGAGUUCGUGGCCUACACGCCCUGCGCCCAGGCCUUCCUGUACGAGUAA